Anolis sagrei ordinatus is the source of this 2331-nucleotide messenger RNA. RefSeq names its product zinc finger and SCAN domain-containing protein 2-like. The record is from RefSeq and is a predicted model, not a curated record. Gene Ontology annotation, biological process: regulation of gene expression. NCBI's taxonomy places the organism in Eukaryota, Metazoa, Chordata, Lepidosauria, Squamata, Anolidae. Gene Ontology annotation, cellular component: nucleus.
CACAGGUAUGUAGCAGGAUAGUGCUGUAAAAAGAUAGGCAUGAGAAAGCCAGCAGAAGUCUACAGCAGUACAAAGUCGGAGCUGUUCAGGAGGUUAUAUCUGUGAACCCCUGGCAUAAUAUUUGAAUUAUAAAUGUAAAAGAAUGGCAAGUCCUCUACUUCCCUAUCCCAAAUCACACACAGGGGAGAAGUUACAUCAGUGCAUUGAAUGUGGGAAAAAUUUUGGUAGGAAAAGUCAUCUUGAGGUACAUGAGCGGACCCACACAGGGGAGAAGCCAUAUAAAUGCAUAGAAUGUGGAAAAAGCUUCAGUCAAAGUGGACAUUUGUUUUCCCAUCAAAGGAUCCACACAAGGGAGAAAUCACAUAAAUGCAUGGAAUGUGGAGAAAGCUUCAGUCGGAGUGAAAGUCUGCAUUCCCAUCAAAGGACCCACACAGGGGGGAAGCCACAUAAAUGCAUGGAAUGCGGAGAAAACUUCAGUCACAGUAGAAGUCUUCGUGUCCAUCAAAGGACCCACACAGGGGAGAAACCAUAUAAAUGCAUGGAAUGUGGAAAAAAUUUCCGUCAGAGUGCACAUCUGCAUUACCAUGAAAUGGCCCACAGAGGGGAGAAGCCAUAUAAAUGCAUGGAAUGUGGAGAAAGCUUCCGUCAGAGUAGCAGUCUGUAUGUCCAUCAAAGGACCCACACAGGGGAGAAUCCAUAUAAAUGCAUGGAAUGUGGAGAAAGCUUCAGUCAGAGUAGAAAUCUGCGUGUCCAUCAAAGGACCCACACAGGGGAGAAGCCAUAUAAAUGCCUGGAAUGUGGAGAAAACUUCAGUCGGAGUGACAAUAUGCGUUCCCAUCAAAGGACUCACACAGGGGAGAAGCCAUUUAAAUGCAUGGCAUGUGGAGAAAGCUUCAGUCAGAAUAGCAGUCUGCGUGUCCAUCAAAGGACCCACACAGGGGAGAAGCCAUAUAAAUGCAUGGAGUGUGGAGAAAGCUUCAGUCAUAGUAGCACUCUGCUUUCCCAUCAAAGGACCCACACAGGGGAGAAGCCCUAUAAAUGCAUGGAAUGUGGAAAGAGCUUCUGUCGGAGUAACAAUCUGCGUGUCCAUCAAAGGACCCACACAGGGGAGAAGCCAUAUAAAUACAUGGAAUGUGGAAAGAGUUUCAACUGGAGUGAUAAACUACAUUCCCAUGAAAGGAUCCAAACAGGAUCGAAUCAAUAUAUGGAUGGAAUGUGGAAAGAGCUUCUUUCAGAGUGGACACCUGCAUUCCCAUCAAAAGACUCAUAUAGUGGAGAAGCCAUAUGAAUGCAUUCAGUGAGGAAAGAGCUUCAGUCAGAGUGACGUACUGAGUUCCCAUGACAUCACCCACACCGGAGAGAAGUGACGUAAAUGCAUGGACUGUGGGGAAAAAAACUUCAGAAAAAGUUCAGCAUGCAUUAGACAUCAAAGAAAUCAUGAGUGGGUAGAGGAGAAGACCUGUCUUUGAGUUUCCUAGUUCUCUUUAAAGAACAUUGGAAGGAAAGAGAAAGGCCCCACUUUGCUCUCCCUGUAACAUGAACUGCAGUUUGUGUGACCUUGAUUGAUGGCUAGUGGGGACAGGUCUCACACAGUAAAGGCAGGUCUCAUUCAAUGUAGCAGCAAGCUUUGAAGAGUUCUCCACAUGGAAACCCAUCACAGGCUUCUAGGAUGAUCUCUGAAGGUUUGCUGAAAUAAGCAGCAGCUGAGAUCUCUGGACAAAAGUUUUCUGAAAAAGAAUAGUUCUUUGGCAGCAGAUAAUAUAUUCAUACUCUUUUCUUAGGCCUUGACUGUAUUGUUCCUCAAUUAAAAUUUGAGCUCAGGCCUUGUACCUGCAACCCUUUUCUGUUGUAUCUUGAAUUGUUGACUCUAAAGUGUGGACUGACCUCUUGGUUUCAGUUAUGGACUUGGACUUUAUUUGUAUCCCUGACUUUCUGGCUUGACUUUGGGAUUCGGAAUUCAGUCUGUACUCUUGAUUUCUUGGUUGUUCUUUUAUCAGUUCUGUUGAAUGAACUCCUGGCACGUGACUAUUGGACUUUAAUCUUGGCUAUUGUUUAUUCUUGCUCAGACCUGGAUCUGUAGUACUCGACUUAUCUGCAUUCAUUGAACUCCUGAGCUUUGAUUGUGUUCAUUGUUACUCCAACUGUGUUAAGUAAAUAUGGUCUUGCCUUAUUUUGUGUUUGUUUAAUAGACCUCAGACUUUAUACUGGGAAAGCCCAGGGACCAUCACUUUUGCUUUGUGGGUACUUAUCCCUCCAUAGGGUGAACCUGUAACACAUUAGCCUAUCUUACAGGGUUGGUGUACAUGCAGUAGACAGGUCUGGCUUAGAAAA